This is a messenger RNA of Cloeon dipterum, 1628 nucleotides long. RefSeq lists its product as uncharacterized. The record is from RefSeq and is a predicted model, not a curated record. The coding region runs from base 1 to 768 and encodes 255 amino acids. NCBI's taxonomy places the organism in Eukaryota, Metazoa, Arthropoda, Insecta, Ephemeroptera, Baetidae. The transcript is spliced from 5 exons.
AUGCCAAAUUGCAUUCGAAGCCCGGAGAUUGCCAGGCCCUCCCAUUCAGAGAGCCCUUCGCAAAAAAUUAAUAAUGAUUAUCAUUCCAACAGAUCUGACAUAGGUAGCAGCAGUGGAGUGUAUGACAGCAGGCCCUCAUAUGCUCGGUCGAAAGAUGCUCGGUCGACAGAUGCUCGGAGCAAGAAAGCGCCAAUAACCGCUGGCAAAACAUCAUCUGAGUCUAGGUUGAAAAGUGGCAGGUUCCUGAGCAAGGAGCAUGGAACUUCAUCCAGCAGAUCUUACAGAGGUAGCAGCAGUGGAGUGUUUGACAGCAGGCCCUCAGAUGCUGGGUCGACAGAUGCUCGGUCAGGCAAUGCAAGCCAGGAGCAGCAGGCUAAUUCUCCGAGCAGAUCAGAUGAUACUGCUGGGAGGAAGAGCGUGAGCAAGAAAGCGCCAUUAACCGCUUGCAAAACAUCAUCUGAGUCUAGUUUGAAAAGUGGCAGGUUCCUGAGCAAGGAGCAUGAAACUUCAUCCAGCAGAUCUAACAGAGGUAGCAGCAGUGGAGUGUGUGACAGCAGGCCCUCAGAUGCUCGGUCGACAGAUGCUCGGUCGACAGAUGCUCGGUCGACAGAUGCUCGGUCGACAGAUGCUCGGUCGAGCAUUGCAAGCCAGAAGCUGCAGGCUAAUUCUUCGAGCAGGUCUGAUGAUAGAGUUGGGAGAAAGAGUUUGAGCAAGGACACCCACUUGACAGCUGGUAAAUCAUCCUCCAAGUCCAGCAAGUCGACUUAAAAGAUGAGUAGCAGGUUGAGUGAGUAGUUAAAGCAUAUAAAUUGGUGAACCUUUCCAUAAUAAUUGCUCCAGGAUACGAGCAACACAAAUAUAACAAAGUACAAUUUUAUUAAAUAUACCGAACAAAUAUUUGUCCCUUUUCCAAAAUGCAAUUUCCUGCAACACUCUUUGGUUGUUUCUGCAGUGGAUUUAAAAGUGUGUUCGUAAAUACUGUGCAUUUGUCCCUUUGAAAUUUGCCUUCCGAAAGCUGCUCAUUACAGUAUAGUUAUUGUUAAUUAAUACACUGUCUUGAUAUAUGUAAUGGAUUGUUACCUAUAUAUGUGUGUAACUGUAUAUCUAAGCAGCGAGUUUUGAUAUUUCGGAUAUUUCACAAAGAGUAUAUUAUAUGUAUAACUAGAGUCAAAUGAAGUUUCCUUAAAUCUGACGUUCAAUUGAUGCGUGUGUGUAUAUUUAAUAUGUUUCAUUUAUGAUUUGGUCAUAUACGAUUUGAUAGAAUUUGAAGGAAAAAUUUUCAGGAAAAAUGUUUCAAAAUUACCCACUAAAAGGUGGUGUCUCAUUAAAGCAUAUUACUUCAACUGUGGAUGAAAUGAAUUUUGUGAAAUAUCAAAUUAAAUUUUUGGUCAUCGAAGCCUAAUAAUAUAUAAUUAUACUAACUUUGGGACAUUUGAGUUCUUUCAACAUGUGUGCUCAAAAUUAUGUAAUGCUUUGAGAUAUAUUGCCUUUUAUUUAGUAUAAUAUAUGACUCUCUUUUCGCAAAAAAAUAGAUUAGUUUUUUAUGCAGAAUUGAUCGUACGGAUUUGUAAUUUCUUUUCAAACACAUUAUCAAUGGAAAAUUUGUAAAACGACAACUUUUUGUAAAA